UGGAUCGACACGGCAUGUAUCAACAAAACGAGCAGCGCCGAGCUGCCCGAGUCCUUGAACUCCAUGUUCCAGUGGUACGCAAACGCUCAAGCCUGCUAUGCCUUCCUCCACGACGUUGGUUCUCUGGUCGAGUACGAGACGGCGAUCCAUGACUUCCUCAAGUCAGAGUGGUUCCGACGCGGCUGGACCUUACAAGAGCUGCUCGCUCCUCGGAUUGUGGUGUUCUUCACGAGGUCGUGGGAAGUGCUGGGACACAAGUGUUCGCUGGAAGUUUGCGACAAGAGAUGCGAUGGUGUUGGUCCACGACUGAACACUAUGAUAGAAAAGGUCACAAGGAUUCCGACAGAAGUUCUCCGGAGUUACGCAACUCACGGUUGCAAAUACGGAGUCGAAGCCAAGAACGCGUGGGCUGCAGAUCGGAUUACUACGCGGCCUGAAGAUCGAGCGUAUUGUCUACUGGGACUGCUGCAGGUGCACAUGGUGCCGAUAUAUGGUGAAGGCGAGGGAGCAUGGGAUAGACUGGAAGAGGCAAUCGAGAAGAAAGCU
Zymoseptoria tritici IPO323 is the source of this 546-nucleotide messenger RNA. RefSeq lists its product as uncharacterized. The record is from RefSeq and is a predicted model, not a curated record. The annotation marks the transcript as partial. NCBI's taxonomy places the organism in Eukaryota, Fungi, Ascomycota, Dothideomycetes, Mycosphaerellales, Mycosphaerellaceae. The transcript has a single exon.